Molecule: messenger RNA, 1440 nt
Organism: Darwinula stevensoni
Lineage: Eukaryota; Metazoa; Arthropoda; Ostracoda; Podocopida; Darwinulidae
Source: the annotation of a GenBank genome assembly
GCUCUAACGAAAGCAUGGCGACGAGAUGGGGGAUCGUGAGUGCGGGACGGAUCUCGAAGGAUUUUACGACGGCCCUCGCUAUUCGGGGCAGGGACGAGCACGAGGUGGUGGCGGUCGCCGCACGGAAACGCGAGGAUGCAGAACGCUUCGUCGGGGAACUCGAUCUACCCCAUGCCCGCGUCUACGGCUCUUACGAGGAUCUCUGCCGAGAUUCUAACGUGGAGGUGGUGUACGUGGGGUCCAUCAACACAGUCCAUUUUGAGGUUUCCAAGAUGGCACUUGAUCACGGAAAAGCCGUCAUUUGUGAAAAACCCUUGGGACUCAAUCUCGGACAGACUAAAGAAAUCAUUCAGCAAGCUCGAGAGAAACAACUCUUCCUCAUGGAGGCCAUGUGGAGUCGUUGUAAUCCGGUAUACAGGAAACUAGCUGAGGAGAUCCGAGCAGGGGCAAUUGGGGAAGUGAUGCAUUCUUAUGGGUCCUCAGGGGCCCCUAUAUCCUAUCCUGGAAGUCGGGUUAGGGAGAAGGAGCUGGGAGGGAGUGCAGUGCUGGACAUCGGGAUCUAUCCAAUUCAGGCAUCGUUACUAUGCAUGGGGGAUGAGAAACCUACAGCGAUCAUGGCCACAGGUCACACGAAUGACCUGAACGUGGAUGAGGUUAUUGCCUGUAACCUCCAAUUCAAGAAUGGACGGAGUGCCACCCUGGACAUGAACUCCACACUCCUGCUCCCGAAUGAGUUCUAUGUGGCUGGGACUAAGGGUAUCAUUAAGCUGAGCAGUCCGAUCUGGGGUUCAAGUCGAAUGGAGAGCCCAAACGGAGUUUAUGAAGUGCCCAAGGUCCCUGGGGACUAUGUGUUUGACAAUGCAGGGCUUUUGGCCUAUGAGGCCGAUGAAGUUCGACGAUGCCUUUGCCAAGGUCUGAAGGAAAGCCCCCUGGUCCCUCAUUCCCUGACUCUGCUCAUGGCUGACAUCAUGGAGGAAAUUCGUAACCAGAUAGGUGCUGAAACCUAUUACUAAGGAGCAUUUCUCCUGAUAUCACGAAGGGGGGUUUAAAACCCCCCAUAAUAACUCUUUGUCUUGAUAUGAAAUUAUACAAAUGUGAAAAGCAGACAUCCUCACCCAGUAAACCUCCACAUGAUCUCCAAUGCUCAUAGAUAUCUCCCAUCAUGGAUGCAUUGUCUGACUUCAUUCCAAGAGCAGUUCACUGGUGCUCAAUGUUUUCUGUUGAGAAUUAUUUUCACCUACAGACCUGCAAGGGAAAAUACUUUACAUGACUUUGCAAUAAAGAGGAACUGAUACUAUGAAUGAAAUUAGUAUGAAAAAAGUAUGAAAAAUAUAGGUAGAACUCAAACAAAAAGAAGCCACAAAAAAUGAAUCAACAAAAUGCAUGCAGGCAUUCAUUAAAGAAUGAUUGGCAAAAUAUCAAAUUCAUUUUAAAAAUAAU